Messenger RNA from Hyla sarda, 3551 nucleotides. RefSeq names its product dihydropyrimidinase like 2 (gene DPYSL2). Bases 231 to 2207 code for a protein of 658 amino acids. Gene Ontology annotation, molecular function: hydrolase activity, acting on carbon-nitrogen (but not peptide) bonds, in cyclic amides. Lineage: Eukaryota; Metazoa; Chordata; Amphibia; Anura; Hylidae. The record is from RefSeq and is a predicted model, not a curated record. Gene Ontology annotation, cellular component: cytoplasm; cytosol. The transcript has 14 exons.
GGCUGUGCACUUGGGAGCUGAGGAGGAUCCCAGCAGAUUCUUCAUCUGAACUAUCCAGUGGCCCCAGCAUGGUGUGAGGAGGGGUCCUUUCUUUUGUCUGCUCCUAACCUGCAGUGCCUUCUCCUCCCACCUCAUCUCAGUCCUCCCCCUGCAGCCUUUAUUUCCCCCCAUUUUUUUAAUCUUUUUUUUUUUGUCUGUAAUAACUGGUCCAUCCCUAAGGGGGUCUCAGGAUGGCUGACAGGAGGCAACAAGGUGGCAGAAUGCAGAAUGAAGGGGAGGAGGUCCCAGCCUUCUUCAAGAACAUGGGGUCUGGAAGUCCCAAGCCAAGGCAGAAAUUCUGUGGGAUGUUCUGCCCUGUGGAGGGGUCUUUUGAGAACAAGACCAUCAAUUUUGACUCUUUAUCUGCCUGUCGGGGGUCUGGGAAAGUCAUUGACCAGCAGAAGGAUGUGACACCUUCAGAGCAAGGGAGGAAGAUUGAGAUCAAGUGUGGUUAUGGCAAGGAAGCUCUUCAAUACCUGAAUGAUAAGAGCGACCGACUCCUUAUAAAAGGAGGUAAAAUCGUCAAUGAUGACCAGUCAUUCCACGCUGACAUCUACAUGGAGGAUGGGCUUAUUAAGCAGAUUGGUGAAAAUCUCAUUGUGCCUGGUGGUGUGAAGACCAUUGAGGCUCAUGGAAGGAUGGUUAUACCAGGGGGCAUUGAUGUCCACACCUGCUUCCAGAAACCAUGCCAUGGGAUGGUGUCCGCUGAUGACUUCUUCCAGGGAACCAAAGCAGCUUUGGCCGGCGGCACCACCAUGAUCAUUGACCAUGUGGUGCCGGAGCCCGGGACGAGCCUGAUCAGUGCUUUUGAGCAGUGGCGAGAAUGGGCGGACAGCAAAAUCUGUUGUGACUACUCCUUACACAUGGACAUCACUGAGUGGCACAAGGGUGUCCAGGAGGAGAUGGAGGCUCUGGUGAAAGAUCAUGGGGUGAACUCGUUCCUGGUAUACCUGGCUUACAAGGAUCAGUAUCAGCUCACAGACUCCCAGAUCUACGAGGUGUUCAGUGUGAUCCGGGAUAUUGGUGCCAUUGGACAAGUACAUGCUGAGAACGGUGAUGUCAUAGCUGAGGAACAACUGAGGGUCUUAGAACAAGGAAUCACUGGCCCUGAGGGACACGUCUUGAGCAGACCAGAAGAAGUGGAGGCAGAAGCUGUCAAUCGUUCCAUUACUAUCGCCAAUCAGACCAAUUGUCCUCUCUAUGUCACCAAAGUGAUGGGCAAAAGCUCUGCCGAAGUGAUCGCACAGUCUAGGAAAAAAGGUGCUGUAGUCUAUGGAGAGCCCAUUACUGCAAGCUUGGGCACCGAUGGUUCUCAUUACUGGAGCAAAAACUGGGCAAAAGCUGCAGCUUUUGUCACAUCUCCUCCUCUGAGCCCUGAUGCCAGUACUCCUGAUUUUCUCAACUCUCUGCUUGCCUGUGGUGACCUGCAGGUUUGCGGGAGCGCACACUGCACUUUUAACACGGCUCAGAAAGCUGUUGGAAAAGACAAUUUUACAAUAAUUCCAGAGGGGACCAAUGGAACAGAGGAGAGGAUGAGCAUCGUUUGGGACCGAGCUGUGGUCACUGGAAAAAUGGAUGAAAACCAAUUUGUUGCUGUCACUAGUACCAAUGCUGCCAAGAUUUUCAACUUGUACCCUAGGAAAGGUCGCAUUGCCGUUGGAUCUGAUGCUGACUUGGUGAUCUGGGACCCAGAUAGCGUAAGGACAAUCUCAGCCAAAACUCACAACAGUUCUGUGGAGUACAAUAUCUUUGAGGGAAUGGAGUGCCGUGGAAGUCCUCUGGUGGUGAUAAGCCAAGGAAAGAUUGUUCUUGAAGAUGGCACUCUCCACGUCACUGAGGGAUCUGGGCGGUACGUUGCCAGGAAGCCAUUCCCUGACUAUGUUUACAAGAGGAUCAAGGCUCGAAGCAGGCUUGCUGAGCUGCGAGGAGUUCCUCGUGGAUUGUAUGAUGGACCUGUUUGUGAAGUCUCUGUGACUCCAAAAGCUGUAACACCUGCCUCUUCUGCCAAGACAUCACCUGCCAAGCAACCAGCUCAGCCCGUAAGGAACCUACACCAGUCUGGGUUCAGCCUGUCAGGGGCACAGAUUGAUGACAACGUUCCUCGUCGCACUACCCAGCGCAUUGUGGCGCCUCCCGGGGGCCGUGCCAACAUCACCAGUCUAGGCUAGACCCAAACUAAUUCUCCUGCCCCAGGAUUCCGUUCCUUCUCCAAGAUGAAUUAUUUCCGAAAGAUUUACCAAUUCCUGCCUUUUUUUUUUUUUUUGUUUAAUAAUCUUGGGGGGCAGUGACUUUUCUAGGAGCAGAUAACAGUCUAGGAGACACACAGAGUGUCACAUUGCUCAUACACACAUAGAUGUAUGUAUAUGUGCUUUGGUACGUAUACACGUAUGUAAAUGAUACCUGCGGUGUUCACAUUGUAGGUAUCUGUUGGGAUGCUUGCAUGUGUGUGGGCAUAAUCGGGUUGGAUUAGAGAGCCCCAUAAGAGCUGUCCUUCCUAGUGGCCAUUCACCCCCCCUCUUUAACUCGACACCCCAGUCAUUCUUUUGUACGUCCGCGAAAGGUGACCUUAUAGAAAACAUCUCGGUCUUGCUACAUUCAGGUUAUGGAGUUAGGAUUAUACAUGGAUUUAGGAUUAUACAUCUCUAUGAGAAAAUAAAUCAGUGCUUAGAAGACAUGUUCUGUUCAUAUACAUUAUCUAUUAAUGAUGGAGAUACAUUUCACCUAUGGUAGUUUAAUUUUAUUAUUAUUAUUAUUAUUAUUUUUUUAAUCAGAUUUUAUUAUGAGUUUAGUCAAGGUACUUACAUGACUUCAUUUAUAUUUAUCUUACUUAUUAAAGACUAAUACGUCUCAGAAAGUACUUAAAGGGGUACUUCGUUGCCCCAGUAUUUGGAACAUUUUGUUCCGAACACUUGGAGCGGGUGGCGGGGGUUCGUGACGUCACUGCCAUGCCCCCUCGUGACGUCAUGCCACGCCCCUCAAUGCAAGACUUGCAUUGAGGGGGUGUGGCCGUGACAUCACGACCCCCGCUGCCGGCACCCAGUGUUCUAAACGAAUGCCAAGUGCUGCACAGAGAUUGUGGAGGGUCCCCAGUGGCAGUUCCCCCGCGUUAAGACAUCUUAUCCCCUAUCCUCUGGAUAGGGGAUAAGAUGUCUAGGGGUGGAGUACCCCUUUAAUGCAAGACCAAGGCUAAAAGACGGCAAAGACAUCCCGCCGAGAAUGCCAACUUUUGCAGAUCGUAUGGGUGUUGGGUGUUCAGAGGGGAACCCCGGUGCUGACAUGUGCAGGGUAGAUGUUCCAUUCAGCCAGUUUUUAACCCAUUGUGGGAUUCGUGAUUGUGUUCCUGAGUGCAGGAGAUGUUGUGCUUAUGCUAAUAAAUGUGUCUAGAAUGAAAAUGUGCUCUCUCCAAUGUCUUAAAUAGCAAAGAGAUAAGUCUUGUGUCUUUUUUCCCUGUAAACACUGUGUUCUUAUUUCUUAUCACAGAAUCCACUAAUAAAAUGUUGUGCUUUCAACAA